AUGGUCCGUCUCCAAUCCGGAACAAACCGGUUCGCCUCGCAAGCAGGCAUGACAGGUUUUGGAACUCCCAGGAACACAACAUACGAGGCGGAGUCUGGCGAACUCCCAUAUGAAGAUAUGAAGAAGUCAGAAACGAUAAUUCCAUCCCAGGCCGGUUGGAACAAGGGAGACUCUCAAAAGUUGAUGACUGGAUUUGGUACUCCUCGUGACGUUAAAGGCAAACAUUUGAAGCGUAUUUGGGAGUUGGAAUACCCAGAGGAGGCUGAAAUUUCGUUGGAUCGACUUUAA
Meloidogyne enterolobii is the source of this 288-nucleotide messenger RNA. Lineage: Eukaryota; Metazoa; Nematoda; Chromadorea; Rhabditida; Meloidogynidae. The record is from the annotation of a GenBank genome assembly.